AUGCUGACCAGACAAGCAGAAUACGCUGGCACAGCCUUUUCACGCUCGUCCCCUCUCUCUGCGGCUCGAUCGCCCGACACCGCAUCGCCUAUCUUCCCAGAGCGAGCUAUUCGCCCACUCCCUAAGAGCAGGCUAAAGUCCAAGCUGUCGCCCGAGCAGGUAUCGACUCUGGUCUUUCCUCCCGAUCCACCGCCCAUCUCGCCUGCCCUGAGCUUCAACAUACAAGACACCGGGGCGUCGGCGCAACAGCCGCGCCUGACAAAUGGCGACUACCACCACCAGCAGGAGCAUAGACAUCACCAUGCAGUUCAUCAUGAUCAUUGCACAUGUGGCGAGAGUGGGGACAGUGGAGAUGACGAGGUAGAAUUCGACCACCCAGACUACAGAUACGCAACCGCACCGACGCCAAACGGAACUGCAUUGAAGCCGGAUUCUCUACAGCGGAGAUUGCUUGAAGCUUCGCGCGGCUCUCAAAAGCCUCCACCUCCGGGUUCGGCCGCAUCUUCAGCAGAUGGGUACGAAAGCUUUGAAAAUACGAGCAACAAGAAGAAGCGAAAGAUUCCUUUAUCUGGAGCUUCGAGCAUGCACCAGAGCCAAUUAAGUGCUGAAAUGGCGAACAUGGGCAUUAGCAGUCCGCAAGAAGACGAAGAGGGGGAGCAUGGAACCAACUGUGUGUCUAGUCCUACGGUGCAGUACAGUCCGCAUUCUGCGCCUCCUUCUGCUGGCUCUGGUACUGGGAUCAGUGGAGCAGGUCGAGGCCGAUAUGGCAGACAGGAUGGCAAGCAUCGAAGACCGCUGGGUAGCAACACGAUGAACACAGUCAAUGGCUAUUCACGUGCUCCUGCCCGCGGCGGUGAUGCAAAGAAUGACUCUGGUAAAUUCCAAACCCGAACUGCUGGGUUCAAUGAGACUGAGUCGGCUGACGUAAUAUCAAACACAGAUCCCGGCAUCGAAAACACCGGCGGAAUCAUCUCCCAAGCCAUCAAGACUGCUGCCGAACAAGGCCCGCUGACACCUUCAGGCAAGGGCAAGGAUAACGUGAGCUUGCUGCAGUCUGCAGCCAGUCCUGCGAAUUCUGCAACGCCCAAAACCCAAUUCACUUUCACAUGCGAAUCCGACUCUGCUACGAAAAUGGUCGACCAGCACACUCACUAUCCAGCUGGACCACCCACACCUGCACGAAUUGCGCAUCCCGGGACAAAACCUGCGCAUGGCACGCAGACCUCACCGCCUCUACGACAACAGCCAAACAAUGUCGCACGACCACCACCUCCACCUGCGAACACUGCACCACCGCCGGGACAAGCUCAGCAGCAGGCUGCUCCACCUCCCAGACCGAAGCCGAGACGAAACCCUACCAAAGAGUAUGCAUAUCAAGCUUCACAGCGGAAGAAGAAUCAGCAAUAUCAGAAUUAUCAUCAUCGUCCCAAGCCUGAUGAUAUGUGGAUAUGCGAGUUCUGUGAAUAUGAGGACAUAUACGGAGCGCCGCCAUAUGCCAUGAUUCGCCGCUAUGAGAUCAAAGAUCGCCAGGAGCGUAAGAAGGCUGCUGAAAAGAAGAGGUUGCUGGAGAAAGCCAAGAUGAAAGGACGGAAGAACAAGAAGGGAGCAGGAAAGGGCAAGAACAAUAAUGCCAACAACGCACCUCCUGCUGCGCCAGCCCACCCGCAAAACUACGAUCCGAAUCUCCCUCCACCUGGAGACGAUGAGUACUACGACGACGAGGAUUACGCCGAAGAUCAUUACGAGCCCAUUGGUCCUGACGAUCAAUACCCGCAAGACUAUUACCCGCCGCCGGUUCCUACGGGCACUCCUGCACCAUCAACCCCAGCAGGUGGUGGAGGCGGAGCACGGGCACACGCAUAG
Pseudocercospora fijiensis CIRAD86 is the source of this 1863-nucleotide messenger RNA. RefSeq lists its product as uncharacterized. Lineage: Eukaryota; Fungi; Ascomycota; Dothideomycetes; Mycosphaerellales; Mycosphaerellaceae. Bases 1 to 1863 code for a protein of 620 amino acids. The record is from RefSeq and is a predicted model, not a curated record. The transcript has a single exon.